CUUGAUAUUUUCUCUUUAGAGUGUUUUUAUCGUCCCUAGGUGAUAAUCAUUAAUUUUGAAAGCAUUGCCGCUCUUUAUGUUGUACGUGUAGCGCAUAAUGAAUCGUUACUGUUUAUAACAAAACAACACGAGCAAGGAUCUCAGUUCUCGGUGAAAUCUCGUUUGGCUGGUCCUUGUACGAGACUUCGCGAGAUUGGACACCAUUUUAGUAAAGUGGGGAGGCGAUACUUCCCUCGCGUUUUGUGUAUGUUCUUAUUUAUGUUGUACGUUAAGGCUCGUGAGUUGCUUCUGGUGCGAAUAUAACAGUUUCAACGAAAUAUUUGUGUAGAAGUGGACUCUUGUGCAAGAAUAGUGUUAGUUAUCAGUGAGUAAUUUAGGUGACGAAUUUUAUACGUUGAAGAUACAAAGCAGCGUGGUCAGUCUUUGUUUCUGUCAAGCUGUAAGGUGUGGAGCAUGAUGAAGCAUAGGGUGUGCUACAGAAGUGUGUGAUGACAGUGGCAGCCCUCUAGUGCACCAGGACAAGUAACUCAUUUCUGUGACUGAACUGUUGUUUCGACACUCAUGGACAAGCGCAAGAUGUUGCCGAAACGUCCUCGCAUGGAUAAUUUGCGUGGCCCGAUUGCUAACGGCCCUAUGCAGACUCGUCCUCUUGUGGCCCUCCUGGAUGGUCGUGACUGUUCAAUUGAGAUGCCGAUUCUGAAAGAUGUUGCUACUGUAGCAUUCUGUGAUGCACAGUCAACGUCAGAAAUACACGAAAAGGUCCUAAAUGAGGCAGUUGGUGCCCUAAUGUGGCACACAAUAAUAUUAACAAAAGAAGACCUGGAAAAAUUUAAAACACUAAGAAUCAUUGUGCGAAUUGGAAGUGGAGUUGACAACAUUGAUGUCAAGGCAGCUGGGGAGCUAGGUAUAGCUGUGUGCAAUGUCCCGGGAUAUGGUGUAGAAGAAGUGGCAGAUACCACACUUUGCCUCAUCCUGAACCUAUAUAGACGUACGUAUUGGCUUGCCAAUAUGGUGCGUGAAGGAAAAAAAUUCACUGGUCCGGAACAAGUUAGGGAAGCAGCCCAAGGAUGUGCAAGAAUACGAGGGGACACGCUUGGCAUUGUUGGUCUCGGUAGAAUUGGUUCAGCUGUUGCUUUACGUGCAAAAGCUUUUGGCUUCAACGUGAUUUUCUAUGAUCCUUACUUGCCGGAUGGUAUCGAAAAGUCCCUUGGGCUUACUCGUGUUUAUACCCUGCAGGAUUUACUAUUCCAGUCAGACUGUGUGUCGCUGCAUUGCACUCUAAAUGAGCAUAACCAUCAUUUAAUAAAUGAGUUCACCAUCAAACAGAUGAGGCCAGGGGCUUUCCUGGUGAAUACAGCACGUGGUGGCCUCGUGGAUGACGAUGCCUUGGCUACAGCACUAAAGCAAGGUCGCAUACGUGCUGCAGCACUUGAUGUUCAUGAGAAUGAACCAUAUAAUGUAUUCCAAGGUCCACUGAAAGACGCGCCGAACUUGCUGUGUACACCUCAUGCAGCGUUCUACUCGGAUGCGUCGUGCACAGAACUGCGCGAGAUGGCAGCCAGUGAAAUAAGGCGGGCUAUCGUUGGACGUAUUCCUGACUGCCUACGCAAUUGUGUGAAUAAGGAAUACUUCCUGGGAGGGACAGCUGCCGCUGCCGCAGGUUACGCAGAUGGCAUGAAUGGUGGUUAUUACACUGGAGCACUGCCUGUGCAGCAGGCACACUCAACAACACCACACGACCAGGUGCCACACUCAGUAGCAGCUGGUGCUGGUGGCGGCGCGGCAGGUGCAGGAGCAGGCGCUGUCCCUGGCCUUCCUCACAGUAUAUUCCAUCAAAAAAAUGAGGACCGAUGAUAACGUAACAAAUCGCUUCCCACAAGCACACUCUUGCCUCUGAAUACACCAGACCCAUCUAACCACCAUUCGCAGAAGCCAGAGCCGUCAGAAGUGCAUUAACAGGGUACACCCUGAAAAUGCUCCCACAGGCCCAGCAAAGGAGAAACUUAUCCUGCGAGGAGGAAAAAAUUCAUGUCUUUGUUGAUUUUUGUAAUUGAAUGUUUAAGGAAAAACCAGAAGUUAACGAUUUUUCCCAUCUCCUGCACAAUAUCGCCUUCAGAAGAAUGAAGAGUUUACAGGAGCCAUAUUAACAUUCACAUCUUCAUAUCUACUGGUGAUACAGCAUGUUCUUUAUUCUGAGUGUGUGUGAGUGGAAGAAACUGGUGAACCAAAAGUGGCCAGACUUUUGAUCUGUGACUUGUAGGAAAGGGUUGAAUGUUAGACAUACAGAUGUAGCCCUGGUGUUCCUCCAUUUUCUGCUACCUGGGUGUUCCAGCACUGGAAAACUUAAAUAAGUUCGCAUUUUCUACAUAAGGAAUACAACACAGUAUUGUUUCUGCAGUUUCAGAUAUUAAAUCUGUAAAUCAUUCUAAUUGUUUGUCGUGUUUGGACAGUGCAAUUUGAUAUAUGUACAAAUUGCGAUGUCUGUGUUGGACAGUGAUAAAGAGGGAUUCUGACACAUCACUUAGUGUAAAAUUAAGAUGAGAAGUUCUCUGAGAAAUAGUAGUAAGAGUGAUAAGAUAGAAAUAAUUGAUUUUUAUUGUAAUAAUUCAGUUUUAGUUCUAAAUGAACAACAUUCAUUUUGAGGAGGCACAUUUUUUAAUGAUUUGAAGAAAUUGUUCUUGAGAUGCUCCACUUCAUCUACUUUCUGUUAAAUAAGAAUGAAGACAUGCUUAUUCAGCAUUGCCUCCAUGAAGCAUUAUUAUCGAAGACAGAUGCAGUAGCAUGGCAAUUGGAACCAAAAGUGUAAAGAUUUUCUCAUGUAUGUAUAGUUUCUGCAUUUAUAUUUGCAAAUGUACAUUUUGUUCUUCUCACAUUUGUGUUGUCAGGUGAUAAAACGAUGCAUCUGUUUUUGAUAACUGUUCACACAUCAGCUGUUGUUGAGUAAAAGGAAACACUAUACUUCUCAUGGUUUCAGUGUUCGAGUGUUUAUAAAAAAUAGUCUAGGUCUCUCAAUAAUGUUUGUUAAAUACUUUUGACGAAUUCUGUGGUGUAGAGAACCAAAUUUAUUACCAAAAUGCUGAAAUAAGGAUUUUAUUGCAUGUGGAAACUGUGCAAUACUGCUUUUGUUCAUUUGGAUAUUGGUAAAAAGUACAUGAAUUUUUAGAAUACAGUUUUUUUUGUUUUGUUUUAAGAUAGAUCAGUUGUGAAUCAUAUUAAACCAUUUCUGAAACCCCACAUUUAAAAGUUGUGCAUGUGUAUACUGUGAAAAGUUCAAAAGUGCUGUUUAGUUCCAAUUUGUGAAAUUACCAGAUUUUGAAUAGUGCCACUUAAGUAUUGAAGAGUUGUCACUAAAUGAGCUGUCAUUUGUUUUUGUAGCAAUCAUAAAAAGUAAAUAUCAGUCGAAUGAAAUAACUCUUCAGAUAAAAUUCAUUUCAAUCUAAUUUUAGUGCCCAAGUAGUAAUAAAUAUGGGGUUUCACAACUGUAGCAAUUUUAGUGACAUUUUUGUAUCACUUAUAUGCCCAAAUAUAAUUAACUUUAUUUCUAAAUCUUAA
Molecule: messenger RNA, 3552 nt
Organism: Schistocerca serialis cubense
Lineage: Eukaryota; Metazoa; Arthropoda; Insecta; Orthoptera; Acrididae
Gene: CtBP
Product: C-terminal-binding protein
Exons: 10
Coding region: 562-1854 (430 amino acids)
Molecular function (GO): oxidoreductase activity, acting on the CH-OH group of donors, NAD or NADP as acceptor; NAD binding; transcription corepressor activity
Source: RefSeq, a predicted model, not a curated record